Molecule: messenger RNA, 2441 nt
Organism: Drosophila grimshawi
Lineage: Eukaryota; Metazoa; Arthropoda; Insecta; Diptera; Drosophilidae
Gene: Spred
Product: sprouty-related, EVH1 domain-containing protein 1
Exons: 6
Coding region: 461-1738 (425 amino acids)
Biological process (GO): negative regulation of MAPK cascade; multicellular organism development
Cellular component (GO): membrane
Molecular function (GO): protein kinase binding
Source: RefSeq, a predicted model, not a curated record
UUCAAAAAUUGUACGUCUCACAAACCGUUGCAAAGCAAGCAGUGGCGUCGUCUAUAAUACUACUGUGCCAAAAAGAAAGCAACCGAGAAACGAAAAGAAAGAAAAAAUAGACAACGCAACGAAGCGCAGCACUGACAACAACAGCAGCAGCAAUAGCAGCAUCGUCACCACCACCAACAACAACAACAAGUCAGCUGAAUAAUAAUAAUACUCCGAGAGUGUACUCCAAAACUCUGCAGCCAACUUCAAGCCCCAUUGCAUUGUAGCUGUAACUGUUAGUUACAGUUACCCCUUCCCGUUUUUUGUUGUUUGUUGUCCGUCGUCGUUUCUUUUUCGUUGGCAGUUUGUGCAGCAGCAGGCUCUGAAUGUCUUUAUGCUUUAAUCAUGGUGUAUUUUGCCACCAACAAGAACAACACCGACACUAUACGCUGCUAUAUUAGAAUCUUUCUGAUAACAAAUCAUGACAGAAGGACAUGAAAGCGACUUCUUAGUUACAGUACGCGCGCAGGUAAUGACCAGAGACGAGAGCACCGAGGGCUGGUUACCGCUGGCCGGGGGUGGUCUAGCAAAUGUUUCGAUACGCAAACGUGCUAGAUUAUCCCCAUUGGCAUCGGGUCAUGACUACAUCAUCUAUGGGCAAAGAAUCUCCGAUCAAAGUGUGAUUUUAAGCUGUAUCAUCAAUCGUGAUUUGAAGUAUUACAAAGUAAUGCCAACAUUUCAUCAUUGGCGCGCCGGAAAGCAGCGCAAUGGUUUAACUUUUCAAACGGCAGCCGAUGCGCGCGCCUUUGACAAGGGUGUCCUGCGCGCCUAUAAUGAACUAAUUGAUGGACUGGCCAAAUCAAAUCCCACUAUAAUAUGCCCACCAUUAACCAAAUAUGAUUCGGUUGGUGAAGAUGAUGUUUUCAUGACCCUGGACUUACCUGUGGAAAGCGAAAGUUUACAAAAGAUACAUUCAAGCCCCGAAGGCAGCGAAAAAAGUCAUAAAAGCAACAGCGAUCGCAACAAGGAUAGCUACAGCAACAAUUCCGAUUCGGAGAAACUACCAGCGGCGACCAUACACUACAUAUCGACGGACAAAACAUCAACGGUGGCGGGCGGUUCAACGGAUGGUGGUGGAUCCCCGGCACCGCCGCCAUCUGGUCAAAUAGCGCCCAGCGAGAACUAUUCGUAUGUGACGCUGACAGCGGUGCACCAUGACUAUAACUAUCCGGUUGUGGAGCAGCCAGUUGGCGCACAGGUGCUGAAUGCCCGUCGCGAGUCAAUCAGUGCCCUGAAAAAGCGUAAUGCGCUGGAGGCGGCACAGCAAAUGGCCGCGGCCCAGUCGUCGGGGACAACAUCAGCGAAUAAGCCAUUGAAUAAGCCAAAUGUAUCAGACAUACUCAAAAAGGAAACGCGUCUGCGUUGUCGCUAUUGUCACGAGCUAUACAGCGAGGAUUUCAAUCGACGUGGCGCCUGCGAAUAUGCGCCAGAUCCGUUUCGCAGUGGCUACGAGUGUAUUUCCGGUCUGGGCUGUGCCCGCUGCAUGAUCUAUCACUGCAUGAGCGAUGCGGAGGGCGAAACGGCGCAGCAUCCGUGCGAUUGCAGUGUCGGUGAGGCGGGCUGCACCAAGCGCUGGCUGGGCCUGGCGCUGCUGUCCCUGUUCGUGCCGUGCCUGUGGUGUUAUCCGCCGCUGCGUGCAUGCCAUUGGAUGGGCGUACAUUGCGGCAUUUGUGGCGGGCGCCAUAAACCGCAUGUCUGACAUUUGGAGGCUAGAUUGCAAGGACAGUACGAUGACGACCCCAGCACCAGGCCCAGAAACGAGCACCACCAUUCGCACCAGCAACACCACCACCAACAAUCCGACGAGCACAGCCACAACAAUUACAACUACAAGAGCCAGCUGCUGCGACUGAAACAGCGCCAGUCGCAGUCACAGCCGCAGCCCCAAAGGCAUUUCUAUAAUUGGGAACUAUCACACAGUCUCGGGGCGCCACAGCAGGAGCCGCCGCAGCCGCUGUAUCUGAUGCAGCCGCGCAGCAGCAAGGCCGCCCAGAAUGACUACGGACGUCUAAUGUUCUAAGAGAACUUUUCCGAUGGCAAAAACAACAACAAGAAGAUCGUUUUUGUCAUUAACUGUUGUCCCAUCUUAGUUAUUUAGUUGCCAGUUUGGUUUUCUUAUCGUUUAUUUGUAACUCCAUUUGAAUUGCCAUAUUUUUUGUAUAUACAUCAGUAGAGCAGAUCAACCGCACUUACACGUACAUAAUACAUCCAUACAUACGUUAAACAAAAAUACAUCAUUUUUAUAAUAGUAAUUUAUUUUUAGUGCUGUCACUUAAUUAUACUUUUGUAAAAACCGGGCUAUUUGUUUAUCUUUUUUAUAUUGUAUACAUAUAUAUAUAUAUAUAUUUAUAUACGUAUAUUUAUAUAUAUAUAUAAUUAAAAUACGUACCAUAUUUAUAAUG